This is a messenger RNA of Rhipicephalus sanguineus (brown dog tick), 2579 nucleotides long. Its product is annotated as putative sodium-dependent multivitamin transporter. The transcript is spliced from 8 exons. The record is from RefSeq and is a predicted model, not a curated record. Gene Ontology annotation, biological process: transmembrane transport; sodium ion transport. Gene Ontology annotation, cellular component: membrane. Gene Ontology annotation, molecular function: symporter activity. Lineage: Eukaryota; Metazoa; Arthropoda; Arachnida; Ixodida; Ixodidae. The coding region runs from base 43 to 840 and encodes 265 amino acids.
CGUGCCUUACUACUUAAAAGAGAGCCUUUCCGAGGUCACAGAAUGCGAGGCCUAUUUCUCGCGGGUCUCUUGGGUGCUACCACAAGCACAGUCUCAUCGGUAGUCAACUCUCACGCAGCUACAUUUUACAUCGACGUUAUCGCACCAUACUACAAGCUGUCGGAGGAGAAGGCGUUGAUUGUAAUGCGACUUCUCGCAUUUGCGAGCGGUGCAAUCAUGACACUGUUUGCAAUCGCAGUGCCGGCACUGGGAACAGCAACUCGGCUGUUCCUGAACUUCUACGCCUCCGCAUCGGGCCCGUUCUCUGCGCUGGUCAUUCUGGCCGUCACGAGUCCAUGGGUGAAUUCAAAGAUCUGGCACGCGGUGGGCAGGAGCAUGUCCAGCGUGGCCAAGCCACCCGUAUUUCCUGGGACGCUGGACAGGUGCCCCGCGCCGGAAAACAUCACGGCUGAAGCAGCCAGGAAUCUGUACAACGCAGACGGACAGAGCGCCUACGUCUUCCCGCUGUAUCGGCUGUCCUUCUUUUGGAGUUCCUUCUUCGGCGCCCUGAUGACCAUAACGCUUGCCGUGGUGCUCAGCUUCGCAACAGGUGGUAUACAAAGGGCCCGAAAGAAGUUACGGUUCACCAGUCCUCUAUUUACGGAAUUCUGGAAAAAAUUUAAGCUGAUCGGUGAAGAAUAUGAGGUGAGUGCACCAAGGACAUUGAACGGCGUCGUCGUCUCGAAGAACAGGUCUGACGACGAUGAGCGAACGAAGCUGGGCACCGAGCUGACUCCGGUGUAUAAAGAGCGCACGAGCAGCGACGUCGCCAUUGCAAACGCCUCAGAGUGCCCAACGUAACGGAAGAAGCAGUUGACUGUAGAGCUGUGAUUGACGUUCUUGGCUGUUAUUCUGUCGAAGCCAAGUCGCUUCUGUAUUCACCACGUCGCUGCCAUGUGGGAAAGCCCCAGGAUCAUUGCCGCCUCUGGAAUCUCGAAACACGUGUGUGGACUCAGCAGGCGCGGGUCAAGCCGAGGGCGACCAAAAAGCUCACUAGCAGCUGCUUAAUGCUAUUGCCUUCCCUAUUCGGGAACUCACCCACCGCUGUGGGCUAGUCAUUAUGGUGCUUUGUUGCUGACCCGAAGGUCGCGGGAUCGAGUCGCGGCCGCGGCGGCCGCAUUUUCGUUGACGGCAACAACGCUGGAAGCCCGUGUGCCUAGAUUUAGGUGCACGUUAGAGAACCCCAGGUGCUCUAAAUUGUCAGAGCCCUUGAUUACGUUGUCUCUCAUAAUUAUAUUGUAGUUUUGGGACGUCAAACCCCCUGAAUUAUGAAUAAACUGGUAACUCGGUUUUGCGGAAGUCCCCAAAGUGUAGAAAGUUUCAUGAAAGUGCAACAUUGGCACUCACCUGGGCUCUAUCCCCUAAAUUGAAGCUUGGAGCAAAAUGAAUGAAGAUGGGCUUUGCCCAUUAUGUAGACUGACAGGUCAUGAUCACAAAUAAAAAAAAAACGAGAGAGCUAAGGAAGGUGUUUUCUGAACAUCUCACCAUGUAUGACUUGUCAUGAAACGGUACCUCACUUUUCUGAUUGUAUUUUGUAUAUAGUGCUUGUUAGCAUGCACCCGUGCGACUACGCGCAGUGUCCUGCUCUUUAUCAUGCGAACUGAUCACUUCCGGUAUUGAGGGCUGUAGUUCGAGCUUGGAUAGCUUAACGAUUGCAUUCCACUGUGUUCCUUUAACUGAGUUACUCAUCUGAGCGUUGUUCCGCCCGAUACACUAGCAUUGUUGUUGACUAAGCCCCUGCAGUAGCGGAGAAGAAAAAAACGAAUCAAUGCAAAUCUAUGCGGCAAUUCUAUUGGUCCCACAGUUUUAAGGUGUUCAUGUGAAAGACAUACGUGAAAUAUUAACCUAAUCAGAUAGUAGCUACUGUCAAUGCGACACGCGUGGUAGCUUAGUGGCCACGGUAUGGUUCUGCCGAUCAGAGUGCGGAUUUAAUUCUCGGUCACUGUAUGCGCAUUUGGUAGGCGACGAAAUGUAACCGCAGAAUCUAUUCAUAUGAGAUAAGGCCAACUUCGAAGUAAACUAUAGGACGCGACAUGUACAAGUUCGAAUUACUUACGUUCGCGUAAUGAUUGCGCAGCCCUAAAAGAAAUCGUACAUGUCCAGAACGCUCAACGUAAAUGCUGAAUUUUCAUUAACAUUUUUUCAUUUAGGGACAAUAAUACAAAUCAUUUUUUACAUCUUUUCCUGGUACGGUUUCCACCCAUUGUUACACUCCUCUUUUUAAGGAAUCUUUUUUACUUUUUUGCAAGUUCCAGAGCUUUCAAGUUAUUUGUAAACAUUCUUUGUACAGUGUAUGGAUCUCUGCUAUGUUUGUGACUCGUUACUUUUGCGCCACUGUUGUUUUUAUCUUUUCCUAACUUUGUUUAUGUUUACCGUCCCUUCAGCCACGUGAUAUCCAAGUGUAAUUGUGCGUUAUAUAACACGCACAUGUUUGUAGUUUGCGAAGAAAGGAGCGAAGAAGCAACUUUCAGCAUUAGAAGACAAUCACGGCAAGCUGUUAGCGGUUACAUGAUGCAAUAAAAGAGAGAUUGAGUUUCGAA